GGUGGUCCUCUCCUCCUCUCCUCCGUGGCUUUCAUGUAGGUGUGUGGUAAGUGUUGGCCUGAUUGAGUGCCAGUGGAGGGAUGAAGAGAACAGCGGACGGUCACGCGUGUCCAGCAUGCGCACAUACAGCUCUGCGCGUCUCAUCUCAUCAUGACCACGGCUCACCUCAACUAUAGCGUCUGUCUUUGAAUUGUGCAGUUCUUGGAUUUGUGGACUAUUGGGACUAAUAUAUAUAUAUUUUAACAACUUAUUUGUUUAGCUGUUUAAAAGUUGAAGAGAACAGCUUUCGGGCGUAUUUCUUAAAUGCAUGUCAUUUGUUGAAAGUCCUAAGAAGGAAGAAAUAACACGAACUACCAGCAGAAACAACAUCACAAUUUAUUCAAGGAUCCGCGCAUUGACUAAAAGGAAAUAAACAUGUCCAGCAGAAGCAUCGAGUGGGAGCAUUUCGAGGAGCGCGAGAAGAGUCACCGGUCCCCGCGUGGCAGUGGCGGUUCUCAUUCCGGCGCGCGGGGUAACGGGCUCGUGCCCAGUCCCGCUCACAGUGCGCACUGUAGUUUUUACCGCACACGCACACUGCAGUCGCUCACCUCCGAGAAGAAAGCGAAAAAAGUUCGCUUCUAUCGGAACGGUGAUAAGUACUUCAAGGGCUUAGUGUACGCGGUGUCCGGUGACCGCUUCAGGUCUUUCGACGCGCUGCUGAUGGAGCUCACCCGCUCCCUCUCGGACAAUGUGAAUUUACCGCAAGGAGUCCGGAACAUCUAUGCUAUGGAAGGAGGGAAGAAGAUCACCAGCCUGGAUGAGUUACUAGAAGGUGAAAGCUAUGUGUGUGCUUCCAGUGAACCCUACCGUAAAGUGGACUACACCAAGAACAUCAAUCCCAAUUGGUCAGUCAAUAUGAAGACGGGCACAUCCCGCUCACUGCCAUCUCUUACCACCUCAAAGAACGAGCUAAGAGAACGAGAGAGUAAAGACUUCAUCAAACCCAAGUUGGUGACGGUCAUCAGGAGUGGCGUCAAACCCCGUAAAGCCGUCCGGAUCCUCUUGAAUAAGAAGACUGCGCACUCCUUUGAGCAGGUGCUCACAGACAUCACAGACGCCAUUAAACUGGAUUCUGGUGCUGUGAAAAGACUCUAUACUCUGGAGGGCAAACAAAUUACAUGUUUGCAAGACUUUUUCGGGGACGAUGAUGUAUUCAUCGCGUGCGGCCCUGAGAAGUACCGUUAUGCACAGGACGAUUUUGUGUUGGAUCACAGUGGUAAGGCUUCAACAGCCUUUAUAACCGAAUGUCAGGUCCUCAAGUCGUCCUAUUCUUCUCGUUCUGCUCCCCCUGUGAGAUACUCUGGUAGUAAAAGUCCAGGACCCACCCGCCGCAGCAAAUCCCCUGGAUCUGUGAGAAGAACAGCAGGACACUUCUCUGCAAAUAGUCAGUCUCCGGUCAAAUCACCAAUAAAUGGAGUGCCGAACAGCCAAAUCACUACCCCCAAAUCUGCAAAAUCCUCCAGUUCCUCCCCGACCAGCCCCCGCAGCAUCCGCAACUUUAAGUUUAGUUGCAACAAGUGGAUGGGAGUCCCCCUCCGUCUCUCUGUACAGAUUCCAGCACAUCACUCCUCUGCAACCAAUGUGAACGGCUCCUCUGAGACUACCCAACAACAUAACAACAGUGUGAGCCCUGAAGUUAAUGGAAACAGGAACCUUACUGCUUCCACUAUUUUGGACAAGUACAAAAUUGGCAAAGUUAUAGGUGAUGGAAACUUUGCUGUGGUAAAGGAGUGUGUCGAACGAUCCACUGGAAAGGAGUUUGCACUGAAGAUCAUCGAUAAAAACAAAUGCAGAGGCAAAGAGCACCUGAUCGAGAGUGAGGUGGCAGUGUUGAGGCGAGUUAAGCAUCCUAAUAUCAUCAUGCUGAUUGAGGAGGUGGAUACGCCCACUGAGCUCUAUCUAGUCAUGGAACUUGUGAAGGGUGGAGAUCUGUUUGAUGCAAUCACCUCCUCGACAAAAUACACUGAAAGAGAUGCUAGUGUAAUGGUAUUCAACCUGGCGGCAGCUCUCAAAUAUCUGCACCGGAUGUGCAUCGUCCAUCGAGACAUCAAACCUGAGAAUCUGCUGGUGUGUGAGUACCCUAAUGGUAUAAAGUCAUUAAAGUUGGGUGAUUUUGGCUUAGCCACAGUGGUUGAAGGGCCGCUUUACACUGUUUGUGGAACACCUACUUAUGUUGCCCCAGAAAUCAUAUCAGAGUCAGGAUAUGGGCUAAAAGUGGACAUCUGGGCAGCUGGAGUAAUUACCUACAUCCUCCUAUGUGGCUUUCCACCUUUCCGCAGUGAAAAAAACCUCCAGGAGGACCUAUUUGAUCAGAUCCUAGUGGGGCACUUAGAGUUCCCAUCACCCUUCUGGGACAAUAUCACAGAUUCUGCUAAAGACUUGAUUGGUCACAUGCUGCAGGUGAAUGUGGAGGCCAGAUACACAGCAGAGGAUGUUCUAUCUCACCCCUGGAUCACAGAAAAUGAGGAUGCUGCAAUGGAAAACAAUAUGAAGAUGGAAGUGGCAGGUAAACUCAAAAAGCACUUUAACUCUGUGCAGAAACAGAGCAACAUUUCCCCUGGAGUCUCUGUUAUUGUGAACACAGCUCUAGAUAAGAAAACCAUCCAGCUUUCCCGCCGGCGUCAGGACCGCAGCCCCCCUCCUCCAGGAAAGAGCACUUCCUCCACCCACCCAGAGAGAAGACGCUCCCAAAGGGGACGCUCAUCUGUCCAAUCAGAGGACUCUAGGAGUUCUGCUCCCAUUGAGCCUUUAGCCUCAACAACCCCGAAUGCACCAUCAGCACCUCUGCCCUCCCCUCACUCUGCCCAACCUCCUCACUUCCCAGAAUGCAGUGCUGAGGCUGAGGUCAGCAAGGGCCUGCAGAAGAAAGAAUAAUACUACUUAGAGAAACAAUAUGGAGACAAUUUCAAAUAUAAAUGCAUAGAUACAUAUAUUUAUGUAACUUCAUACUAGCUAAACUUCAUACUAGUUAAAAGGCUAGAAUACACUACAUGACUUUUGCCCCGAUUUGUAUAGUCUGGACGAGUACAUUGUCCAAAGUAAGAGCCAGUCUGCAGAUUUCACAAAAAAAAUUGUGUAUGAUGAGCAGCACAGACUUCAAUUUCUUUAGUUACAGAUUAUCAUUCCACCAGUUAAAGAGAAUAUCAAACGUUGAUAUUUGAGACGAUUAUAGAACACAUAUAUUGACAUUUGUGUGUCUCCUUGCAGUGAGGUGAGUUCAUUCUGAGUGAGUUUCUUGUGUUUGGAAAGGCAUGAAAGCAGGGUUGCCAGGUCUGCGAAACAAAACUAUACCAGUGAUUAAUCAAAAAUGGGCCAAAACUAGCCCAAUAACCCUACCCUAAAUAUCAAAACUCAAAAUAUGCCUAAAAUAUAUAUAAUUUUUUUUUGUUACUGUUCUGCGAUAUACACAAUUUCAACUUGAAAGUCACCAUGUAGCCUAGUAGUAAUUAUAAACAGUAUGUUUUCAUAUAGGAGCUCAAAAGUUCCCUACUAGUGCCCGUUCCUCAAAAAACUUAACAUCCAGCACAGUUUAUAAAAUAUUUCAAAAUAGCAUUUCAGUUCAGUGUAAGAAGAUGUUUUGAAGAAUGUGGGUAGCUAAGAGUCUCUGGUCCCCACUGACUUCCAUAGUAUAUAUUUUCUAUACUGUGGAAGUCAGUGGGGACCAGCAGCUGUUUUGACACACACAUUAUUCAAAAUAUCUUCUUUCAUGUUCGACAAAAAGAAGGAAAUUCAUACGUUUUGCACAACUUGAGGGUUAGUAAGUAAUUGAUGACAGAACUUUCAUUUUUGGGUGAAGUAUCCCUUUAGCCUGCAGCAACAGCAGUUCCACUGGAAAACAGUGGACUUGGCAACCCUAUGUGAUCCUCAGUCUUUUAUUAUAUGCUGUCUAGUUUUUCUCUGUAACUAUUUACAAAGUCAGCAAGUUUAUGACACCUUGUGUUUUAAAACAUGUUCUGUUUUUAAAAGUCAUUUAGUGUCAUCCAGCCUUUAACAUAGGACAUUCAGAACUGUCUGUCUGUAUAGUGGCCGUCUGCUUGUCUCCCUGUCUUCUUCUUCUUCCAGUUUGGCUUCCGAUUCCAGCAUCCAGAGAGGGAACGUAAUGUGUGAUUGAUUGUAUAUAGGCACUUUGGAUAUGAAAGAUCCGCUCUGCUUUUGUAUUUACUGACGUGAACAGGUCACGUUCCAGUUAUGAAUAGCUAAACACUUUUUAGGGUGGAUGUAAGUGUGCUACUGGAAAAAGACUUUGAAACUGGCAAAAAAAAAAAAAAAAAAAAAACACUUGUCCUGCUGAAACUUGAAAGUACGUUUUCUUUGAGUGUAUGUAUGAAAACAGACUGCUUGACUUUUUGACUCUGCUGAAGAAACAAGAAAGCAAUUUGCAUUUGUUAGUGUGUGUUUUCUUAAGAGGGUGUGCCUAGCACUACUGUAUACUGGGGUCAUUUUGCAGUAGUUUAGAGUUGCCUUUAUAUGAGCCAGCAAAGCAAGAAAUCUGUAGGGAUCGUUAAUAGUUUUGUUCUUUUGCUAAUUUAUUUGUACAGAUUAGACAAAAUGUGAAAUUGUAUUUUAGAAUAGUUUGAAAUUUUUUGAUCCAGAGUCAUUAAGUGCAUGAUAUUUUGAUUUUUCUGUUGCAAAAGUAUUAGAUUGCAAUCUAAAUUCUUGGAUUUGUCCUCUAUUGUUCCAUAGGCUACUUCUGUACUUGUUAUCUCUUUGCUCACCAUGGCACUGAUUUCCUGAAACUGUCAGUCUGCAGAGUGAUUGAGCUGGUUAAUAAAGGUAUAUGACAUGAUGCACUACUUUUUUUUUUUUGACAUGCAUUGGAGGUUUUGAGAAAUAUGGCAAUAUUCAGUAUCAUCUCUGGAAGGCUAGAUUUCAUAGAUGUCAUUUUCUGUUAGUGUUCUUUAUCAUCACGUAAUCAAAGUAAUGCAAUAAAAUUACCUUGCUGUUA
Messenger RNA from Cyprinus carpio (common carp), 4984 nucleotides. Its product is annotated as serine/threonine-protein kinase DCLK2-like. NCBI's taxonomy places the organism in Eukaryota, Metazoa, Chordata, Actinopteri, Cypriniformes, Cyprinidae. The record is from RefSeq and is a predicted model, not a curated record. Gene Ontology annotation, biological process: intracellular signal transduction; protein phosphorylation. Gene Ontology annotation, cellular component: microtubule cytoskeleton. Gene Ontology annotation, molecular function: ATP binding; protein kinase activity.